GCCCUACCUAGGGAUCCCCUGUGGGUCCUACUCAGAGAGGUCGUGUGGCUUCUGGAGAGUUAUGGAAUCCGAACCGCAGGAGCUAGAGUCAGGCUUGGAGCAGCGCUCCGCUGGGGGUAUAGGAUCAGGAGAAGCGACGAGCUUAAGUGAGAGGGAUCUAGGCUACGCCGGGCGCUGAGUCCUGGUCCAGUCCCAGGCCAUCGCGGCCGCCGCCCUGUCCGCGGUUCACCAGUCAGGUGUAAAGUGCCGUGUCAUUGGGGAUGCUGGUGGCCGGAGCAUUGAAUUACAGCUCUGUGGAGCCGACGUAGGGCUGCGGGGCUGGACAAUGAAUAGAAGCCCCUGCUCUCGCAACGCCCGCAGACUAGCGUUGAGCGCAGCCGGGGGCGGGGACCGCGCCUAGCCCACUGGAGAGGCUUGGGUUGGCCUGUUCCCCUUUAAGAGCAGCUGCUCUGAUCCAGGAUCCAGAGAUCCUGAGGUAGCCUCGCUCCGCCGGCCCUCUCCAGGGAGGGCACCCGCGAGCAGCGCCUCGGUCCGGCCCGACCGGUCCUUCCCAGCCCUCUUCGCUCCCGGGGCGCACGGGACAUUAGACGCGCCAGGCAUGCUGAGGGUCUUCAUCCUCUACGCCGAGAACGUCCACACCCCGGACACCGACAUCAGCGAUGCCUACUGCUCCGCGGUGUUUGCAGGGGUGAAGAAGAGAACCAAAGUCAUCAAGAACAAUGUGAACCCCGUGUGGAAUGAGGGCUUUGAGUGGGACCUCAAGGGCACCCCCCUGGACCAGAGCUCUGAGCUUCAUGUGGUGGUCAAAGACCAUGAGACCAUGGGAAGGAACAGGUUCCUGGGGGAAGCCAAGGUCCCACUCCGGGAGGUCCUUGCCACUCCCAGCCUGUCUGCCAGCUUCAAUGCCCCCCUGCUGGACACCAAGCAGCAACCCACUGGGGCCUCGCUGGUCCUGCAGGUGUCCUACAUGCCGCUCCCUGGAGCUGUGCCCCUGUUCCCACCCCCUGUUCCCUUGGAACCAUCCCCGACACUGCCUGACCUGGACGUGGUGGCUGGUGGGGGACAGAGCCGGGCCGAGACUUGGUCCCUGCUCAGUGACAGCACCAUGGACACAAGAUAUUCUGGAAAGAAGUGGCUGGUCCCCACGGACACAGGAGGGGAGGAGGACACAGAGGACCAGGGGCUCACAGGAGAUGAAGCAGAACCAUUCCUGGAUCAGAGUGGCACUCCAGGCCCCGGGGGCCCCACCACCCCCAGGAAGCUGCCUUCCCAUCCUCCCCCCUACCACCCGGGGAGCAAAAGAAAGAGAAGUGCACCUCCAUCCAGAAAGCCCCUGUCGGACAAGCAGCAGGACUUCCAGAUCAGAGUCCAGGUGAUCGAGGGGCGCCAGCUGCCGGGGGUGAACAUCAGACCCGUGGUCAAGGUCACGGCUGCCGGGCAGACCAAGAGGACUCGGAUCCACAAGGGAAACAGCCCUUUCUUCAACGAGACUCUUUUCUUCAACGUGUUUGACUCUCCCCUGGAGCUGUUUGAUGAGCCCAUCUUUAUCACAGUGGUAGACUCCUGUUCUCUCCGGACAGAUGCGCUCAUUGGGGAGUUCCGGAUGGACGUGGGCACCAUUUACAGAGAGCCCCGUCACGCCUAUCUCAGGAAGUGGCUGCUCCUCUCGGACCCUGACGAUUUCUCUGCUGGGGCCAGAGGCUACCUGAAAGCCAGCCUUUGUGUGCUGGGGCCUGGAGAUGAAGCUCCUCUGGAGAGAAAAGACCCCUCUGAAGACAAGGAGGACAUUGAAGGCAAUCUGCUCAGGCCGACUGGGGUGGCCCUUCGAGGAGCCCACUUCUGCCUGAAGGUCUUCAGAGCCGAGGACUUGCCUCAGAUGGAUGAUGCUGUGAUGGACAACGUGAAGCAGAUCUUUGGCUUUGACAGUAACAAGAAGAACUUGGUGGACCCCUUUGUGGAAGUCAGCUUUGCAGGGAAAAUGCUCUGCAGCAAGAUCCUGGAGAAGACGGCCAACCCCCAGUGGAACCAGCACGUCACGGUGCCCGCCAUGUUUCCCUCCAUGUGUGAAAAAAUGAGGAUCCGCGUGGUGGACUGGGAUCGCCUUACUCACAAUGAUAUCGUGGCCACCACCUACCUGAGUAUGUCGAAAAUCUCUGCCCCUGGAGGAGAGAUAGAAGAGGAGCCUGCAGGUGUGGUCAAGCCUCCGCGAGCCACAGACCUGGAUGACAAUCUGGGCUUCCUCCCCACCUUCGGGCCCUGCUAUGUGAACCUCUAUGGGAGCCCCAGGGAGUUCACAGGCUUCCCGGACCCAUAUGCAGAGCUCAACAUGGGCAAGGGGGAGGGCGUGGCCUACCGAGGCCGGCUUCUGGUGUCCCUGGAGACCAGGCUGGUAGAGCAGCACAGUGAGCAGAAGGUGGAGGACCUCCCCGCGGACGACAUCCUCCGGGUGGAGAAGUACCUCCGGAGGCGCAAGUACUCCCUCUUUGCCGCCUUCUACUCGGCUUCCAUGCUGCAGGACGUGGACGAUGCCAUCCAGUUUGAGGUCAGCAUCGGGAACUACGGGAACAAGUUCGACAACACCUGCCUGCCGCUGGCUUCCACCACCCAGUACAGCCGGGCGGUCUUUGACGGGUGCCACUACUACUACUUACCCUGGGGCAACGUGAAGCCUGUGGUGGUGCUGUCAUCCUACUGGGAGGACAUUAGUCACAGAGUGGAGACUCAGAACCAGCUGCUCAGGAUUGCUGACCGACUGGAAGCUGGCCUGGAGCAGGUCCACCUGGCCCUGAAGGCCCAGUGUUCCACUGAGGACAUGGACUCCCUGGUGACUCAGCUGAUGGAUGAGCUCAUUGCAGACUGCAGCCAGCCCCUGAGUGAUGUCCAUGAGAUACCUUCUGCCACCCACCUGGACCAGUACCUGUUCCGACUGCGUACCCGCCACCUGAGCCAAAUCACUGAGGCUGCACUGGCCCUGAAGCUUGGACAAAUUGAGCUCUCCGCUGCCCUGGAGCAGGCUGAGGACUGGCUCCUGCGUCUCCGCGUCCUGGCAGAGGAGCCCCAGAACAGCUUGCCGGACAUCAUCAUCUGGAUGCUGCAGGGAGACAAGCGUGUAGCCUACCAGCGGGUGCCGGCUCAUGAAGUCCUCUUUUCCCGACGCGGGGCCAGCUACUGUGGCAAGAAUUGUGGGAAGCUGCAGACCAUUUUUCUGAAAUAUCCCAUGGAGAAGGUACCUGGGGCCCGGAUGCCUGUGCAGAUACGAGUCAAGCUCUGGUUCGGGCUUUCUGUGGAUGAGAAGGAGUUCAACCAGUUUGCCGAGGGCAAGCUGUCUGUCUUUGCUGAAACUUAUGAGAACCAGACCAAGCUGGCCCUGGUGGGGAACUGGGGCACCACGGGCCUCACCUACCCCAAGUUUUCUGAUGUCAGGGGCAAGAUCAAGUUACCCAAAGACAGCUUCCGCCCCUCUGCUGGCUGGGCCUGGGCUGGAGAUUGGUUCGUGUGUCCAGAAAAGACCUUGCUCCAUGAUGCUGAUGCUGGUCACCUGAGCUUCGUGGAGGAGGUGUUUGAGAACCAGACCCGGCUACCCGGGGGCCAGUGGAUCUACAUGAGUGACAACUACACUGAUGUGAAUGGAGAGAAGGUGCUUCCGAAGGAUGACAUUGAGUGCCCACUGGGGUGGAAGUGGGAAGAUGAGGAAUGGUCCACGGACCUCAACCGGGCUGUCGAUGAACAAGGCUGGGAGUACAGCAUCACUAUCCCUCCGGAUCGAAAGCCGAGGCACUGGGUCCCUGCCGAGAAGAUGUACUACACGCACCGACGGCGGCGCUGGGUCCGCCUGCGCAGGAGGGACCUCAGCCAGAUGGAAGCACUGAACAGGCACAGGCAGGCAGAGGCGGAGGGCGAGGGCUGGGAGUAUGCCUCUCUCUUUGGCUGGAAGUUCCACCUUGAGUAUCGCAAGACGGAUGCCUUUCGCCGCCGACGGUGGCGCCGCCGCAUGGAGCCACUGGAGAAGACGGGGCCUGCGGCUGUGUUUGCCCUCGAAGGGGCUCUGGGUGGUGUAGUGGAUGAUAGGAGCGACGAUUCCGUGUCCGUCUCUACCUUGAGCUUCGGUGUGAACAGACCCACCAUCUCCUGCAUCUUUGACUAUGGGAAUCGCUACCACCUACGCUGCUACAUGUACCAGGCCCGGGACCUGCCAGCGAUGGACAAGGACUCUUUUUCUGAUCCCUAUGCGAUCGUCUCCUUCCUGCACCAGAGUCAGAAGACAGUGGUCGUAAAGAACACCCUGAACCCCACCUGGGACCAGACCCUUAUCUUCUACGAGAUUGAGAUCUUCGGUGAGCCGGCCAGCAUUGCUGAGCAGCCGCCCAGCAUCGUGGUGGAGCUCUAUGACCACGACACCUAUGGUGCAGAUGAGUUCAUGGGUCGCUGCAUAUGUCAACCCAGCCUGGAAAGGAUGCCCCGGCUGGCCUGGUUCCCACUGAUGAGGGGCAGCCAGCCGGCAGGGGAGCUGCUGGCAUCUUUUGAGCUCAUCCAGAGAGAGAAGCCGGCCAUCUACCAUAUUCCUGGCUUUGAGGUGCAGGAUACAUCAAGGAUCCUGGACGAGCUGUGCGCUCCUGCCUUCUUCCUCCAGGGCCUGCUGCACACGUCCGAGGACACAGACUUGCCCUACCCGCCACCCCAGAGGGAGGCCAACAUCUACGUGGUUCCCCAGAACAUCAAGCCACUCCUCCAGCGCACAGCCAUUGAGAUCCUGGCCUGGGGUCUGCGGAACAUGAAGAGCUACCAGCUGGCCAGUGUGUCCUCCCCCAGCCUCGUGGUGGAGUGCGGGGGCCAGGCGGUGCAGUCCUGUGUCAUCCGGAACCUCCGGAAGAACCCCAAUUUUGAUGUUUGCACCCUCUUCAUGGAAGUGAUGCUGCCCAGGGAGGAACUCUACUGUCCCCCCAUCGUGGUGAAGGUCAUUGAUAACCGCCAGUUUGGUCGCCGGCCUGUGGUGGGCCAGUGCACCAUCCGUUCCCUGGAGAGCUUCCUGUGUGACCCCUACUCACCCGAGAGUCCGUCCCCACAGGGCGGCCCAGAUGACGUGAGCUUACUCAGUCCUGGAGAAGAUGUGCUCAUUGACAUCGAUGACAAGGAACCCCUCAUCCCCGUCCAGCUUUCGGAUGGUCUGUCAAGCUGGGCCGCCACUAACACGGUGUCCUCUCCUUCCGGCCCUCAUCAGAAGAUUUUCCUGGAAGAGGAGUUCAUCGACUGGUGGAGCAAAUUCUUUGCCUCAAUAGGGGAGAACGAAAAGUGUGGCUCCUAUUUGGAGAAGGAUUUUGACACUCUAAAGGUCUAUGACACAUCACUGGAGAAUGUGGAGGCUUUCGAAGGCCUGUCCGACUUUUGUAACACCUUCAAGCUCUACCGGGGCAAGACUCAGGAGGAGACAGAAGAUCCAUCUGUCAUUGGGGAAUUUAAGGGCCUCUUCAAAAUUUAUCCCCUCCCAGAAGAUCCAGCCAUCCCCAUGCCCCCAAGACAGUUCCACCAGCUGGCUGCCCAGGGGCCCCAGGAGUGCUUGGUCCGCAUUUACAUUGUCCGAGCAUUUGGCCUGCAGCCCAAGGACCCCAAUGGGAAGUGUGAUCCUUACAUCAAGAUCUCCAUCGGGAAGAAAUCUGUGAGUGACCAGGAUAACUACAUCCCCUGCACUCUGGAGCCUGUAUUUGGAAAGAUGUUUGAGCUGACCUGCACUUUGCCUCUGGAGAAGGACCUGAAGAUCACCGUCUACGACUAUGACCUCCUCUCCAAGGAUGAGAAGAUUGGGGAGACAGUCAUUGACCUGGAGAACAGGCUGCUGUCCAAGUUUGGGGCCCGCUGUGGACUCCCGCAGACCUACUGUGUCUCUGGACCGAACCAAUGGAGGGACCAGCUCCGCCCCUCCCAGCUCCUCCACCUCUUCUGCCAGCAGCACAGGGUCAAGGCCCCUGUGUACCGGACGGACUCUGUGACCUUUCAGGAUAAAGAAUAUACCAUUGAGGAGAUCGAGGCUGGCAGGAUCCCAAACCCACACCUGGGCCCCGUAGAGGAGCGCCUGGCUUUGCACCUUCUUCAGCAGCAGGGCCUGGUCCCCGAGCACGUGGAGUCACGGCCCCUCUACAGCCCUCUGCAGCCAGACAUUGAACAGGGGAAGCUGCAGAUGUGGAUUGACCUGUUUCCCAAGGCCUUGGGACGGCCUGGACCUCCCUUCAACAUCACCCCACGGAAAGCCAGAAGGUUUUUCCUGCGUUGUAUUGUCUGGAACACCAAAGACGUGAUCCUGGACGACCUCAGCGUCACAGGGGAGAAGAUGAGCGACAUUUAUGUGAAAGGCUGGAUGGUCGGCUUUGAAGACCACAGACAGAAGACAGACGUGCACUACCGCUCCCUGGGCGGCGAGGGCAACUUCAACUGGAGGUUUAUUUUCCCCUUUGACUACCUUCCUGCCGAGCAAGUCUGCUCUGUCUCCAAGAAGGAUGCCUUCUGGAGGCUGGACAAGACAGAGAGCAAAAUCCCAGCAAGAGUGGUAUUCCAGAUCUGGGACAACGACAAGUUCUCCUUUGAUGACUUUCUGGGCUCCCUGCAGCUGGAUCUCAACCACAUGCCCAAGCCAGCCAAGACGGCUGAGAAGUGCUCCCUGGACCAGCUGGACGACACCUUCCACCCGGAAUUGUUUGUGUCCCUUUUUGAGCAGAAGACAGUGAAGGGCUGGUGGCCCUGUGUAGCAGAGGAGGGUGAGAAGAAGAUUCUCACGGGCAAGCUGGAAAUGACCUUGGAGAUCGUGUCAGAGAGUGAGCAUGAGGAGCGGCCUGCUGGCCAGGGACGGGACGAACCCAACAUGAACCCAAAGCUCGAGGAUCCAAAGCGCCCUGACACCUCUUUCCUGUGGUUCACCUCCCCGUACAAGACUGUGAAGUUCAUCCUGUGGCGGCGCUUUCGAUGCGCCUUCAUCCUCUUCCUCAUCCUCUUCAUCCUGCUGCUGUUCCUGGGCAUUUUUGUCUACGCCUUCCCGAACUAUGCUGCCAUGAAGCUGGUGAAGCCCUUCAGCUGAGGACCCUCCUGUUCUGGAGAAGGGGGCGCGGGCUGCCCUCCCAGUCAGGGCUGGCCUGCCUCGUCCGCCCAGCUCAGCCGAGCUCCUGCAGACCUCCGCAGCCUGACCCUCCUGCCAGGUUGGGCGGAUAGCACCUGCUGCAAGAGUGACUGACGAACGUGUUGCUCUGGGAUCACCCACUUUCAUCAUCUCUUUCUCCCCCCAUCUGAUCCCCUUUUGGAUCAGCUCAUAUAAUUUCAGUAUAAAACAGACUGAACCACA
Molecule: messenger RNA, 7324 nt
Organism: Ictidomys tridecemlineatus (thirteen-lined ground squirrel)
Lineage: Eukaryota; Metazoa; Chordata; Mammalia; Rodentia; Sciuridae
Source: RefSeq, a predicted model, not a curated record